AGUCUACGCUGAGCACACUGUGCGUUGCCCAGCCUUAGUCAGCUUGAUCAAGUAAUUGUAAUUUUUUUUUCUAUUCACAAAAGCGGUUCUUUGGCGCAGCAGAUGCUUUGUGUUGUGCGCGAUAAGAUACGUGACAAGAGCAGCAGUUUCCGGAGCCCUCGUUGGCGACGUAAUUUCCUUGAUAUCCGCUGUCCUUGGAAGGGAUAUCACGCCCGCGUCGAAGCUUCACCGGAUUGACCUCAUUCAUUCCCAUUUCUAUCAUACUGCAGUCUGCCACCCCUUAGAGAACAAGUAUCUGGCUCAACAGCGCGUAAUUUUGUAGUGGUGGUGACGCAAAUAAAUGUUAAAUAUGUAUUUUGUGUAUGUUCUCACGGCGUCUUUGCAAGUUCUACGGGCCACAGCUCAAUACGAUGGAAGCUGUGGACAAGCCGACAUCAAGCCCAUUUUGUCAAACACGGACCGCAUUGUGGGCGGUCAAGAAGCCGUCGCAGGGAGCUGGCCUUGGGCAGCAUCCAUUAACCUCAACGCUCCCAUACUCAGUCAUUUCUGUGGGGGCGCUCUCAUCAGUGACAGGCACGUGUUGACAGCUGCACACUGCGUCACAACCAAAAUCUCUUCUGAAGUGCGCGUACACCUAGGAUCCCACGCUCGCAACCGGAUGGACAAAGGAGAACAAGCCAUUGAAGCUGAAGAGAUUUGUGCCAGCAAAGGCUAUCAUGGAGAGGAUGAGAACGACAUCGCCAUUAUUCGUCUUAAGAAACCGGUAAAGAUGAGCGCCACCGUCAAGCCAGUUUGCCUCCCAAGGAGCGGAGAGGAGCUUCCCGAUAAUACCGAACUUUUUGCCAUGGGGUGGGGACGAGCGGAUCACGCUGUUUCAAAGAAGCCUGUGUACAUGAAGCAGAUGUCAACAAAGUCAAUUGCGAACAAUCGUUGCUUAGAUUAUUUCAACAAGACGGCUGACCCAAGAAUCCUCUGUACUUCAACCGAUGUAGCCUCUACUUCCCACGGAGACAGCGGAGGUCCGGUUGUGGGGCUCAGAAACGGAACGACCUGGACACUCUACGGCAUCGUCUCAGAUGGCCCACACCUUGGAGGCUUUGAGCACCUUCCCCUGAUUAAUACAAAAGUUUCUCAUUUUAUUACCGAUUUCAUUAGUACUUACCUAAACUCACAAGGAAAGUCCGAGAAAAAGAAAAUCUGCGAUCUAGCUUAAUAUUUAUAGCCGAUGCAUUUGGUAAAUUUUUUGGUGUCAUAACUGUGUUUAAGUAACUGUAUUAUGGCAUGUCGGUGAAAUUUUGGGGUCAGUGCCAAUAAAACAAUACCAAAUUCAACAAUUCUGAAUGUAUUUUUAUAAGAGUUGUACCUCAUUACAAAAAUUGAACAGAAGACGCCACCGGUAUAAAUAAAAAAACGGCCUUUUUGUUUUCUUGUUAAGUUGGAAUAAAACAUCUUGAAAAUUGC
This is a messenger RNA of Ixodes scapularis (black-legged tick), 1461 nucleotides long. Its product is annotated as chymotrypsinogen B. The transcript is spliced from 6 exons. Gene Ontology annotation, molecular function: serine-type endopeptidase activity. Lineage: Eukaryota; Metazoa; Arthropoda; Arachnida; Ixodida; Ixodidae. The coding region runs from base 341 to 1213 and encodes 290 amino acids. The record is from RefSeq and is a predicted model, not a curated record. Gene Ontology annotation, biological process: proteolysis.